AUGGAAGAGCUUCAAGAUCGACUUGGCUAUCACUUCAAUACCACUGAGCUAUUGGAAGAGGCUGUGCAUCCAGCUGGAACCCGUCCCCUGCAAGGCAGCAAGCGACUGGCACUUCUUGGUGAUUCCGUUCUGUCCACUUCGCUCUUGGAUGAAUGGUACAAUAGCGAAGAUACUAUCGGCACGUUGCGAUGUGAAAGCGGAAACGAUAUGUUGCAGUCUAAUGCCUGUAACAAAAACCUGAGCUGCAAAGGUGAGGCGUCUGAGAUAGACGACUUUAUAAACGGGCAUCCGGCACAAAAAGGCCACAUCACACGGGGCACUCGUGCAACGACGGUGGAAGCCAUUCUUGGCGCUGUGUGGAUUGAUUCGGGAAUGAGCAUGCAUGCAGUGGAUUGUGUGAAAGACAAGUUUGCUAUCGACAAAUGA
Messenger RNA from Penicillium nucicola, 426 nucleotides. Its product is annotated as ribonuclease III domain-containing protein. The coding region runs from base 1 to 426 and encodes 141 amino acids. NCBI's taxonomy places the organism in Eukaryota, Fungi, Ascomycota, Eurotiomycetes, Eurotiales, Aspergillaceae. The record is from RefSeq and is a predicted model, not a curated record. Gene Ontology annotation, molecular function: ribonuclease III activity. The transcript has 2 exons. Gene Ontology annotation, biological process: RNA processing.